AUGCCUACAUUGGAGUCAUCCAUUGAAGAAUUUUUGAAUUUUGAUUUUAAUGACAACUUAACGAAUAAUCAUCAACUUCCAGAAAGUAAUGAUUUAAUGAAUCAAAUAAAUGACGGUAUCGGAGAAAACAUCGAUGAUAUGAAUACUAAUUCAAGUUUGAGUUCAGGUUCACCAUUUGAUUUAAUUGAUUCAGAUUCAAGUUCUUGUUCUAAUAACUAUGUUAAUACUUUUAGUAUUGAAAGUAGUUAUAGUUUUGAAAAUAAUUUAAAUUCAGGAUUCUCAACUGCUUCUGUUUCGGGAUCUUCUGGCCAAGUGUCAAAUAUUACAACUCCUCAGGCUAAAUUUGAAUUUGUUGAUGAAAGUCAAGAAUUUAAAUUACCAGUAUUGAAAUCUAAUGAAGUUGAAAAAGUUAGAAAAAGGUUAGUUAAACGUAAAACUAGACCUGCUAAACAACAAACUGCUUUAGAUCAAGAUACUAAAAGGCAAAGAAAUACUUUGGCUGCUAGAAGGUAUAGAGAAAGACAACAAAAAGAUUUUGAAGUUUUAGAUAAUAGAAUUAAACAAUUAGAGAAAGAAUUGGCUGAUUCAAAAUUGGAAACCUUAUGGUGGAAAAUGAAAUGUCAAAAUUAA
Molecule: messenger RNA, 630 nt
Organism: Yamadazyma jaroonii
Lineage: Eukaryota; Fungi; Ascomycota; Pichiomycetes; Serinales; Debaryomycetaceae
Source: the annotation of a GenBank genome assembly